Messenger RNA from Polistes dominula (European paper wasp), 1664 nucleotides. RefSeq names its product beta-ureidopropionase pyd3 (gene pyd3). Lineage: Eukaryota; Metazoa; Arthropoda; Insecta; Hymenoptera; Vespidae. Gene Ontology annotation, molecular function: beta-ureidopropionase activity. The record is from RefSeq and is a predicted model, not a curated record.
AAAAUCGUACACCAUUAUGCUUAUUAGAUUUUUGAACAUUGUAAAUGCAGUCAUCACUGGCCAGGAAUGUUAAAACAAAUGUAUUUUAGUUUAAAUAAUUCAACACACUUUAAAUAAUUGUUAAUUAAUCAAAGGAAAUGUAUAUUGUUAUUUAAAAGCAUGGAUGUACCAUUCAAUACACCAUUCUCUUCGAAAUCAACUGUUAGACUGAAAUUUUGUACUUUAUAAAAGUUCUUUUAUAUAUUGAUUGUUAUUUAUAUGACUUUCAGAACAGUAAAUUUUAUUUAUAAGGAAUAUUAUUUACAUUAUACGUAUAUAGCCUUCGGGAGAAGUCAUAUAAACAACAAAUCUAUAAAAGAACAUAUAGAGGACAACGAGCUAGUCUAUCGGAGGAUUUCGGAGAGGACGGUUCAUCGAACGAUACAUUCAGGUUUCUAAACAACAAUAUACAUUUCUUUCGAUUAAUUAACAAUCAUUUAAGAGAAAUAAUUUAAACGAUGUAUGAAUCAACUAUUGAUGACAUUUUACAAACGCAUCUACCAGAUGAGGUUUUACCAGAAGUUAAUCGUCUUUUGUAUGGUCGUCAAAUAAAAAAGUUAGAUUUACCAGAAUGGAAAGAAAGCAACGAUUUAGAAAGAAAAGGUUGGAUUCUAGAUAGUAUCGUUGAAGAACAAUUACGUCCUAAACGCAUUGUCCGUGUAGGAUUAAUUCAACAUUCAAUCGUUCUACCAACAACAGAUCCAGUAGAAAAUCAAAGAAAUGCGAUACAUAAUAAAAUAAAAGAAUAUAUUGAUUAUGCGGCUACUUGCAAAGUUAAUAUUAUUUGUUUACAAGAAGCUUGGACUAUGCCAUUCGCUUUUUGUACAAGAGAAAAAUAUCCAUGGUGUGAGUUUGCCGAAGAUGCUAAAAAUGGUCCAUCAAGUUUAUUAUUAUCAAAAUUAGCAAAAGAACAUAAUAUGAUUAUUAUUUCUCCAAUUUUGGAAAGAGAUAGUAUUAAUGGAGAUACUUUAUGGAAUACAUCUGUUAUUAUUAAUGUAGAUGGUAAAAUUAUUGGUAAACAUAGAAAAAAUCAUAUACCUCGUGUUGGAGAUUUCAAUGAAUCUACUUAUUAUAUGGAGGGAAAUACAGGACAUCCUGUUUUUGAUACUUGUUACGGGCGUAUUGCUGUUAAUAUUUGUUAUGGGCGUCAUCAUCCUUUAAACUGGCUUAUGUUUGGAUUAAAGGGAGCAGAAAUUGUCUUCAAUCCAUCGGCCACUGUUGGUAAUUUAUCUGAACCCUUAUGGCCUAUAGAAGCAAGAUGUGCUGCAAUUGCUAACAACUAUUUUACAUGUGCCAUCAAUAGGGUUGGGACUGAAGUAUUUCCUAAUAAAUUUACAUCGGGUGAUGGAAAACCAUCUCAUUAUGACUUUGGACACUUUUAUGGCUCCUCCUAUAUUACUGCGCCUGACGGAACACGUACCCCAGGUUUAAGUAGAUCUAAUGAUGGAUUACUUAUUGCAGAUUUGGAUCUCAAUCUCUGCAGACAAGCAAAAGAUUUGUGGGGAUUUAGAAUGACCCAACGACUAGACAUGUAUGCUAAUGAACUUGUUAAAAUUGUUCAACAAAAUUAAAUAUUGUUAUCGUAUAAAUUUAAUUUUUCACUUUAUUAAUCUUAUAUAUAUAUA